AUGCUCAAGAGAGCUUCGCAAUUAUUCUUACCUAGACUCAUUAAUACUCGCCCCAUAUCGACAACGAUAAUCAUGUCCGAAGCUAAGCAAGAACAUCCAAAGCAACAUUCUUCUCACAAAAAAAAGUCUAAACUACAAGUCUCAUUGAAGACUCCAAAGGGGACCAAGGAUUGGGCCGACUCUGAUAUGGUCAUCAGAGAAGCCAUCUUCAACACUCUUUCUUCCCUUUUCAAACGUCAUGGGGGGGUCACCAUCGACACGCCCGUUUUCGAACUACGUGAAAUCCUAGCUGGGAAAUACGGUGAAGAUUCCAAAUUAAUCUAUAAUUUGGAGGAUCAAGGUGGUGAAUUGACCUCGUUACGUUACGAUUUGACCGUGCCAUUUGCUAGAUUCGUCGCCAUGAAUAAUAUUCAAAAUAUUAAAAGAUACCAUAUCGCUAAAGUUUAUAGAAGAGAUCAACCAGCUAUGACCAAGGGGAGAAUGAGAGAAUUCUACCAAUGUGAUUUUGACGUGGCGGGUACUUAUGAAUCCAUGGUCCCUGAUGCGGAAUGUUUAUCCGUCGCUGUGGAAGGUUUGACUGCUCUUGGUAUUAAGGACUUCAAGAUUAAAUUGAAUCAUAGAAAAAUUUUGGACGGGAUCUUCCAAAUUUCUGGUGUUAAGGAUGAAGAUGUGAGAAAGAUUUCAUCUGCAGUUGAUAAAUUGGAUAAAUCUCCAUGGGAUGUCGUUAAGAAGGAAAUUACUGAAGAAAAGGGUCAAUCUGAAGAAACUGCCAAUAAGAUUGGUGAAUACGUCAAGUUGAACGGUUCCUUAAAGGAAGUUCAUGCCAUUUUAUCUCAAGAUGAAAAAAUAACUGGCAAUGACUUGGCCAAACAAGGUUUGGAUGAUAUUGCUACUUUGUUACAAUACACAAGCGCAUUCGGUAUCGAUGAGUACAUCUCCUUUGAUCUAUCAUUAGCAAGAGGUCUUGACUAUUACACCGGUUUAAUUUACGAAGUUGUUACAGCCGCCUCUGCUCCUCCAGAAAAUGCCACUGAAUUGAAAAAGAAGGCCAAGGAUAAAGAUGAAGACGCCUCUGAGUAUGUUGGUGUCGGAUCCAUCGCUGCAGGUGGUCGUUACGAUAAUUUGGUCAACAUGUUUGCUGAAGCAUCAGGGAAGAAAUCUGUGAAGAUUCCAUGUGUUGGUAUUUCCUUCGGUGUGGAAAGACUAUUUUCCAUUAUUAAGCAAAGAACUGAAUUGACUGCUGCAGUUAAACCAACAGCUACUCAAGUUUUCGUUAUGGCAUUUGGUGGUGGUAAAGAUUGGGCCGGUUACUUACCAGAAAGAAUGCAAGUUACUAAGGGAUUAUGGAACGCUGGUAUUGAAGCAGAAUAUGUAUAUAAGGCUAAGGCUAACCCUAGAAAACAAUUUGACGCUGCUGAAAAGGCCGGUUGUCCAUUGGCUGUUAUUCUAGGUAAGGAAGAAUACCUAGAAGGUAAAUUACGUGUAAAGAGAUUAGGUCCAGAAUUUGCUGAUGAUGAUGGUGAACUUAUCGACAAGAAAGAUCUUAUUGAUGUGGUCAAGACUAAGUUAUCAGAAAUUCAUGAGGAUGGUAUUAACGAGGUUGCUCGUUUAUUGAGAGGCUUGUAA
Naumovozyma castellii is the source of this 1626-nucleotide messenger RNA. It is a transcript of the gene HTS1, whose product is annotated as histidine--tRNA ligase. The coding region runs from base 1 to 1626 and encodes 541 amino acids. The transcript has a single exon. NCBI's taxonomy places the organism in Eukaryota, Fungi, Ascomycota, Saccharomycetes, Saccharomycetales, Saccharomycetaceae. The record is from RefSeq and is a predicted model, not a curated record.